Knipowitschia caucasica is the source of this 405-nucleotide messenger RNA. Lineage: Eukaryota; Metazoa; Chordata; Actinopteri; Gobiiformes; Gobiidae. The record is from the annotation of a GenBank genome assembly.
AUGAACUCACAAGUCAGCAUUACUAGUGAUCUGCGCAUUGCUGCGAGCGGGAUCUGCAACCGGGUGUGCUCCCUGGAGAGGGAGCGCAAUGAGCGGGCCUGGCCCGCUAACGUGGAUGUAGCAGCUGUCACGACGCAAGCUAUGCCUCUUGUGUCUGCUGUGAAAGAGGUCCUGACCCAUGGGGAGAAAAGUGCAGCGGAGACAGCGACUCCGACAGUACCGGCUCCGGAGGUGUAUGCAGGGACCGCUGCGGAGAGGAGUUUACGGGGGCAGCAGUCGCCAAAGUGGAAGGGUGCACUCGUUCGGCGGUACUAUGAGCCGCGUCGUGUGGGGUACAACAGGGGUGAGCUAGGCGCAGGUGACCCUGUGGGCAGUGCGCGCAAUGGCACCGCUGUGGUACCCUAA